AUGGCCAGUUUUGGAGGAACCACACAAAAGUGCAUGGCUUGUGACAAAACGGUGUACCUUGUUGAUAAGCUAACUGCGGAUGGCCGUAUCUUUCAUAAGGCCUGCUUCAGAUGCCACCAUUGCCGCAAUACCCUUAAACUGAGCAACUACUGUUCUUUUGAGGGGGUGCUAUACUGCAGACCUCAUUAUGAUCAACUCUACAAGCGAACUGGCAGCCUGGACAAAAGCUUCGAAGGAACACCAAAAAUUCAAAAACCGGAGAAACUGGUCAAUGAUAAUGAGAAUGCUAAGGGCAUCGCAAAUGUGUUCUUGGGUACCAGAGACAAAUGUGUGUGUUGCAAAAAGACAGUGUAUCCCACCGAGAGGGUAACGGUUAAUGGGACACCCUACCAUAAGAGCUGCUUCAAAUGUACCUAUGGAGGAUGUACUAUUAGCUCAUCAAACUUUAUCACACACGAAGGAAAGCUCUACUGCAAACACCAUCACAUUCAACUUUUCAAAGAGAAGGGCAAUUACAGUCAGCUCGAGAAUGACCAAGUUGCUACCACUGAAAUCUCUGCUUGA
Messenger RNA from Sphenostylis stenocarpa, 564 nucleotides. The record is from the annotation of a GenBank genome assembly. Lineage: Eukaryota; Viridiplantae; Streptophyta; Magnoliopsida; Fabales; Fabaceae.